Messenger RNA from Sesamum indicum (sesame), 2708 nucleotides. RefSeq names its product phosphate transporter PHO1. The record is from RefSeq and is a predicted model, not a curated record. Gene Ontology annotation, biological process: cellular response to phosphate starvation. NCBI's taxonomy places the organism in Eukaryota, Viridiplantae, Streptophyta, Magnoliopsida, Lamiales, Pedaliaceae. Gene Ontology annotation, cellular component: membrane.
AACUCUUCUUCUUCUUCUUCUAUCCUCCACCACCCGCCGCCGUCCCUCCGCCGCUCCUCCGUCGUAGAAAUGGUGAAGUUCUCGAAGGAGCUGGAGGCGCAGCUCAUCCCAGAAUGGAAAGACGCGUUUGUGAAUUACUGGCAGCUGAAGAAACACGUCAAGAAGAUUAAGCUGGCAAGAAAACCCAAACAUGUCCCGGGCUCCAACUGCGAUUUCGGACGCUCCGUUUUCGACCCGGUUCGUGUCCUCGUUGGUCGGAUCCUGGGAAGAACGACGAACACCGGAAAUAAACCCGACAUCAUUCAGGUGAAGAGUAAAAUUAGUGUAGGAGAAGAAGAAGUUGAGGAAGUUUACGAAACAGAGGUUGAUCAGCUGUUUUCAGAAGAGAAUGAGGUUAAGGUGUUCUUUGAGAUGUUGGACGAUGAGUUGAACAAAGUGAACCAAUUUUACAAGACUAAAGAAGGUGAAUUCCUUGAAAGGGGUGAGUUAUUGAACAAGCAGCUCCAGAUUUUGGUGGACCUCAAGCGCCUUCUCACCGACCGCCGCCGCAAAAAUCUGCCAACCACACCGGCAGCCGGCGGAUCCGCUUUUCUCUCUAGGUCUAAUUCUUCCUUGGGCCAGAAUUCGGAUUUCUCCGAAAACAGCGUCGACAGUCCAAAUUCACAGACAGACGAAGCAAUAGCUGCGGUGGGGAAGAAGGACGGCAUAAACUCAGCAAAGGCGAAGAAGGCGGAGGCGAUGAGAAUAGAUAUUCCGGCGAGCACGCCGUCGCGGACGAUAGCGGCGGUGACGUCGAUGCUGUGGGAGGAAUUGGUGAUGAGCAACAGCAAGAAAGGGGGAGGAGGAGACUGCAUGAUGAACAGGAAGAAGAUUGAGUGUGCUGAGAAGAUGAUAAGAGGGGCGUUUGUGGAGCUCUACAGAGGUUUAGCCUUGCUCAAAACCUACAGUUCAUUGAAUAUGGUUGCCUUCACAAAAAUACUCAAGAAAUUCGACAAGGUAUCAAAUCAGCAGACAUCAAAAAGUUACCUCAAAGUAGUCAGACGCUCCGAUUUCAUUACUUCAGACAAGGUUGUAAGAAUAAUGGACGAAGUGGAAUGCUUGUUCACACAGCACUUUACCAACAAUGACAGGAAAAAGACAAUGAUGUUCUUGAGACCUCGACGCCACAAAGAUUCUCACAUGGUUACUUUUUUUGUUGGUUUGUUUACGGGUAGCUUUGUAACGUUGUUUACCGUAUACGCUAUCUUGGCGCACCUUAGUGGUAUGUUCUCACCACCAACGCAAGCUGCUUACAUGGAAACCGUCUACCCUCUCUUCAGCAUGUUUGCAUUGCUAAGCUUGCACCUCUUCAUGUAUGGAUGCAACCUCUUCUUGUGGAAGAGCACAAGAAUCAACUACAACUUCAUCUUCGAUUUCCAACCGGCCACCGCCCUCAGCUACCGAGAUGCUUUCCUCGUCUGCACGUCCCUCAUGACGGCAGUUGUAGGCUCUAUGGUCGUCCACCUCAUCCUACUCUCCACCGGCAUCUUUCCUCGCCAAGCCGACUUCAUUCCUGGGAUUUUGCUGUUGUGUUCCGUCCUCCUCCUCAUAUGCCCGUUGAACGUCUUUUAUCGCCCAACACGGUACUGCUUCCUCAGGGUCAUACGCAACAUAGUCUGUUCUCCGUUUUACAAGGUUUUGAUGGUUGAUUUCUUCAUGGCUGAUCAACUCACCAGUCAGAUUCCAUUAUUGAGGCACAUGGAAUCAGCAGCCUGCUAUCUUCUUGCUGGAAGUUUCAAAACACACCGUUACGAGACUUGCAAGUCCGGGAAGCAAUACAGAGAGCUCGCUUACGUUAUCUCCUUCGCCCCCUAUUACUGGCGUGCGAUGCAGUGCGCGAGGAGAUGGUUUGACGAAUGCAACAUAGACCACCUUGCUAACCUAGGGAAGUACGUAUCGGCUAUGGUGGCAGCCGGGGCGAGGCUGACCUACGCAAGACAGCCAUCGCAGCUGUGGCUGGUCACAGUUCUGGUGACUUCAUUUGUCGCAACGGUUUAUCAACUGUACUGGGAUUUCGUCAAGGAUUGGGGACUUCUCAACCGUAAGUCGAAAAAUGCAUGGCUUAGAGACGAUCUAGUGUUGAAGAACAAAGGCAUUUACUAUGGGUCCAUAGCCUUGAAUUUUAUCCUAAGAGUAGCGUGGGUGGAGACUGUGAUGAAAUUUAAUAUCGGGGUGGUCGAGUCACGCUUGCUCGACUUUUUCCUAGCUUCGUUGGAGGUCAUCCGACGUGGACACUGGAAUUACUAUAGGUUAGAAAAUGAGCACCUGCACAACGUCGGGAAGUUCAGAGCAGUGAAGACGGUGCCAUUGCCAUUCCACGAGACGAACUCCGGUAGAUGAAAUGACAAGAAUGACCUCAACUGAUGCGUCAGAAGGAAUCAGAACGUGGGGCAAAUAAGUCUUUUCACCAAGCAUAAACCUGGCGGGACUGGAAACCUGUUGCAUGACAACAUGCAUGCCUUUUCCACAGUACAAUUCAAGAACUUCUAACAGAGAUUUGAUCCCGCAGACGUAGCUUCCAGCUUUAACAAUGUCCAAAUGAGAACAUUCUACGCUGUAAAUUGUAUCGAGGUAAUAGUACUCGCGGUGCAAGUACCUGCUCUUUUCGAUCUUUUGCUGUUGACGAUUUGUAGUGGAAAAAUUGCAAUUUACUUCCAUAACUUAUCCUC